AUGAUCUCCGGGAGGAUCUCUUCAGCCGAGUGCAGCACAUGGCAUGCUGUAACCCUUACUAUAACUGUUGGUGUGGUUGCAGUGAACCUCCUAUCAAUUAUUCUUUUUGUAAGGAACAGUAAUCUUCGCACUCGUGCCAUGUACUUGGUUAUAAACUUGUCCGUGGCUGAUAUGUUUGUUGGGGGAAGUACCACUUCCUUUGUAGUAUUUCAUUUCCUCCUCUACGGUUGCGAAUUUGGAGAUGUAUUUUUCAUCCGGCGGAAAUUGCCACCUGUUUUUCUUGUGCUUUCCACGAUCCAGGCGUGGCUCCCUCUCACCUCUGUAACAGGCAUUGCAGCAAUUUCUUUGGAUCGGAUGCAUGCGACGUUUCGUCCAUUCAGGCAUCGCAACAUCCAAAAACGGGCCUACGGGGUAACAAUUGCGGGCGUCUGGAUUUUAACUGCGAUGAUAGCAAUUCCCUUGCCCUUAAUAAGUCUCUAUGUGAACUUGCAACAACAGUGGCAAUUGUUUUUUGCUUUGUUCUUAUGGCUCUCAUAUUGCUGCCUUUGCCUUAUUGUUAUCUGUGUUUCUUACACCUCCAUUGCUUUAAAAUUUUGGUGUGGAACUCGUCCUCCGUCCCAUGGUGCUGCCAAUAUACAAAGAAAACUGACUGUGACAUUAUUCAUAAUGACCAUUGUAUCUUUGCUGCUGUGGUUACCAUUUGUUGUACAUACUUUUGUUCUCCGUUCUGUUCUAGUUAGAUUUUCUUUCCUGACACAUUUACGCUUGACAUUAUUUUUUUCUCUUUUAUACUUCACAAACUCGCUUGUUAAUCCUAUUGUUUACACAAUCAGAAUGCCAGAGUUCAGAAGAGCUCUCCUGAAAUUAUUUAAACGUCGACAAAGACAAAAUGCUGCUAUUCCUCUUCAAGCCCGUUAA
Messenger RNA from Porites evermanni, 918 nucleotides. The record is from the annotation of a GenBank genome assembly. NCBI's taxonomy places the organism in Eukaryota, Metazoa, Cnidaria, Anthozoa, Scleractinia, Poritidae.